AUGUGUACACCAGGGGGCAGUGAUGCCACUCUGCUGUCUGUCUCACUGGGGCACACGCACACAGACACGCACACACAGACCGAAGCAUCAGAUAAGUUUAAAACACACCGCGACACUCAUUACACUGAAUCCCACCGCGAUACACCGCCAGCAUUACACCGAAUCCCACCGCGAUACACCGCCAGCAUUACACCGAAUCCCACCGCGAUACACCGCCAGCAUUACACCGAAUCCCACCGCGAUACACCGCCAGCAUUACACCGAAUCCCACCGCGAUACCCGCCAGCAUUACACCGAAUCCCGCCGCGAUACACCGCCAGCAUUACACCGAAUCCCACCGCGAUACACCGCCAGCAUUACACCGAAUCCCACCGCGAUACACCGCCAGCAUUACACCGAAUCCCACCGCGAUACACCGCCAGCAUUACACCGAAUCCCACCGCGAUACACCGCCAGCAUUACACCGAAUCCCACCGCGAUACACCGCCAGCAUUACACCGAAUCCCACCGCGAUACACCGCCAGCAUUACACCGAAUCCCGCCGCGAUACACCGCCAGCAUUACACCGAAUCCCGCCGCGAUACACCGCCAGCAUUACACCGAAUCCCGCCGCGAUACACCGCCAGCAUUACACCGAAUCCCGCCGCGAUACACCGCCAGCAUUACACCGAAUCCCGCCGCGAUACACCGCCAGCAUUACACCGAAUCCCGCCGCGAUACACCGCCAGCAUUACACCGAAUCCCGCCGCGAUACACCGCAGUCUGAGCAGAGUCUCCCUUCAGAAAGGACACAGUCUGAGCAGAGUCUCCCUUCAGAAAGGACACAGUCUGAGCAGAGUCUCCCUUCAGAAAGGACACAGUCUGAGCAGAGUCUCCCUUCAGAAAGGACACAGUCUGAGCAGAGUCUCCCUUCAGAAAGAAUACAGUCAAUACAGAAUACAGUACCUUCAAGGUAUCCUCCACGGAUAACCUUUGCUCUCACGCCAGUUCAGCUGUUUUUUUUAUUGAGGGUGAAAGAUUUAAUCAGAAACUAAUUAUUUUUGUUUCUAUGACGACGUCAUCAUAGAACACAGAGCUGCUGCAAGUCCCCCAGGAGUUUGAGAUUCCCAGAGUAAGAGCUCGGCUGCCCUCCCUGCAGCAUGGCUAAUAUUACUGUCAUUAGAAUAGGGAUUUCUGUCACCCAGGUAAUAGAAAUCUAUGUACAUGUGUUAUAGGCUGGCUUUGUUGUACAUUUGUACAGCUCAGGACACACAUUAAAUACCAGACUGCCUUCCCUGUGGGGCAAUCUGAUGCAACAGAUCAGAGACCCGCUGUAAUGGCAGCUCAGCCCAUUGCAGUGAAUGGAAAGGCAGGAGCUGGACUGGAACCUGCGCCCGCCCAGCGCUUCAAAAGAAUGAAGAGCAGACUCUGCUGGGGAGAGGAGAGUGCUGAGUUCAGUGUCAUGAACUCACCAGCCAAUAGGGGGAGCGCCAUUACACUGUGCCUCCAUUUCUGUAUAGCACUAUUAUUAUUAUUAUUAUUAUUAUUAUUAUUAUUAUUAUAUAUAUAUAUAUAUAUAUAUAUAUAUAUUUUAUAUGAGCAAUGUUUCUUUUUAAUUAGCCUUUUAAAAUGCUUCAUCUUUCUUUCUGUAUCUCAAGCUAUUUCCGUCACUGGAAGGCAAAUACGUUCGCUGUGCUCUUUAUUUUACUUCAGGUUACAAAGCCUUGGUCAGGAGCCCUGCCCAGACACUUGCUC
This is a messenger RNA of Polyodon spathula (Mississippi paddlefish), 1734 nucleotides long. RefSeq lists its product as uncharacterized. The coding region runs from base 1 to 969 and encodes 322 amino acids. The transcript is spliced from 3 exons. The record is from RefSeq and is a predicted model, not a curated record. Lineage: Eukaryota; Metazoa; Chordata; Actinopteri; Acipenseriformes; Polyodontidae.